This is a messenger RNA of Symbiodinium sp. CCMP2592, 1875 nucleotides long. The record is from the annotation of a GenBank genome assembly. NCBI's taxonomy places the organism in Eukaryota, Dinophyceae, Suessiales, Symbiodiniaceae.
AUGGAGCGACCCCUCGUCAACACUGACCUGGCGAGGCCAGAGGAGUUGGACCUGCGGAAGCUCUUGAGCGGCCUCGAGGCACGCCUGGAGCACUUAUUGGAGCAGCGGUUCAAAGAGUUGUCGGACCAGCAGAAGAAGUUGAUGGAGCAGAUGGUCGCAGUCAAGCAGCCCUCCUCUCCAACUCAGAGACCACAGAGAAGGAGGACCACCGAUCGUACAGAGUCGCAGUCCUCUCUUUGGCUCGGGGGAUCCGACUGCGCGCGCUGCAAAAUCCCGAAGAAGGCCGCACCCAGUUUGGCCGAGCUGGAGUCGGCGAUGCUGCAGGAUCUUGGUGUCAUGAGGGCCGCCCCAAGCGACAUGACUAUGAGGGCGGUCCCAAGUGACACGACAAUUCGGGGCGUCCCCAGCGACAAGAGAAAGCUGGAACCGGUGGCGCCAAAUCGCAUUCAGUCCCGCAGCGGUGACAUCGCGUCCCUGGGAUCGGGUUCGAUGUCAUCGCUGGUGCCUCGUCCGGUCAAGGUCGAGCCGCCGAAGCUGGGACCGGCUCUGCUUCCGGGAACUACAGGAGAGAUUGAGGCAUCUCCUGGAAACCCUGCUGUACGCCUCGAGGUAGAUGAGCUGGCAGAGGAGGACUCGGACCAGGCUCCCACGCCCGAGGCCGAGGAGUGCAAGCGGGGAGUGGGCAAGAAACUGACCCAGUUCACCGACAAGGGGCCUGGCAUGCAGGACAUGCUUCGCGAUUCACAGGCUUGCAUUCUGGUGGCCGUAGACUGUCAGCCGAAUCGUGCUGACUCCGUGGUGGAGGAGAGGGACUUGCAGCCCUACGCCACGAAGACAAUCUUGAAGCUGCCGAAGGUGGUGUACUACUUGAUUGCGUUCUUGACGUUCUGUCAAGUAGCUUCCACGAUCGCCUUCCUGGCUUUCGGAUAUCAGUCCAGCAGCCGAAGUUUAAGCUUCUCCGUCGUCUCCAGUAUGAUUUAUGGCCUGGUGGCCAUCUGCUGCGUCUGCCUUCUGAAGCGUUCUCUGCAAUCCAAGCAGUUAAAGCUGUCGCUCGAACGGUUGCACGAGUUCGUUGCUGACUUCGAAGUGAACUGGCACGAGGUGUCGGGCAAGGAGUGGAGGAAGUUUGCCCUGGCUUGGCUUCUGUCCGUGGUCUGCUUCACGGGCACGCAAGGGCUGGAGAUUAGCAUUGGAGCGAAGGAGUUCUACUUGCAACAGGCGCCAGUAGACGACUUCCUCAACAUCGUCAUGCUCUCGUUGAAGGGCUUGUCCGUCAUCAACUUCGCAAUUGCGAGUGCGAUCGUCAUGAUUGUGGCAUACAUCCAGUCACACCUUCUGAUCGGUCUGGACAAGAGUCUCGACUGCUGGUGCUGUGAGAUCUGGAACAACCAAGACUUCGAGCUGGGCGUGCAGAGCUGGAAUGCCAUGCAGGCCCUCCUUAAGUCAGUGGGCCGUGAGCUGCAGAACGGCUUCCUCGCCCUCCAGGCCUUCGGCUACUUGAGUUGCGUGCUCUUCCUCGGAGGGGCCAUCGCAGUGGCUCUCCGGGAUGAUUUCACCUUCCUCCCGAUGCUGCUUGAGGUGCUGGCUGUCCUCCCGCUGACAAUCCUCUUCCUGGUGAAUCUCCGCGUCUUUGCGCACGCUGCUGGGCUGACAGAAAAGUGCAGGGCAAUCCCGGCCUUCGUGAACCAAAUCAUGGCCGAGGAGGCGAUUGAGCGCAAGCGCCAAUACCUGGUCCAGUUCAUCAAGGACAGUUCGGCGGGUUUCUAUGUCAAGAACGUCCAGCUGACGCAGGAGAUGUUCGCAAAGCAGAUGUACAUUUCCGGAACCGUGCUUUCGGGCUUGAUCGGCUUGAUCUCGCGCGUCCUCCUUGCAUGA